AUGAAAGGUCGCCUAGAUUCAACUUUACAUUUGGCAUCUUAUCUUUUGAAUCCGUAUUAUCAUUAUAAUGAUUCACAACUCCAAUAUGACCCCGAUGUAACGGAUGCGGUUCUUGAGUUUUUUGAUACAUUAUUUUGUGUAGAUUUAGAGAAGCAAAGGCAAGUAGUGACUAUUGACUUGCCAAUGUACAAGAAAAAAGUGGAUAGAUUUGGUUGUAAUCUUGCGAUUACACAUUGUAAGGUUAAUGAUCCCGACUUUGAUCCGGAUGAAGUAGAUCCUAAAACAGGUGAUGAAGCUCUAGCAACCGAUGUUAGUCAAGCACCCCGAGAAAUUCCAAGAACGAAGGAACUAUUAGAUGAUGAUUUUGAGUCCGAGAGUGAGAGUGAGGAGCAAGUGUUGGAAGAAGAAGAAUACGAGUCGGAUGGUGUUCAGAUAAUGGAAGUAUGCGGAGAAGAUUAG
Molecule: messenger RNA, 459 nt
Organism: Lactuca saligna
Lineage: Eukaryota; Viridiplantae; Streptophyta; Magnoliopsida; Asterales; Asteraceae
Source: the annotation of a GenBank genome assembly